AAAAGCUCAGCCAUUUCUUAGAGAGAGAAAGAUAGAAGAAAACGAAGGUAGUUGUGUGAGCACGUUUAGGAAGAGAGAGAGAGAGAAGUGUUUUCAGACAAAAGGGUUGAUAUCUUAGGAGGAAAGGAAGCUUUAUUAUUUCUUCUUUGUUAUGUCAUAGUUAAGUUAUCAAUGGCAAAGAACGAAGACCCAGAAAGAGUUUCUUUUUCAGGAGCAACAGUACCGCCGCCGCCGCUGGGAUUGGUGCGUCCCACUCUGACACUCCCGCCUAGACCUUCCAUGGAAGCCUUUUUCAGCGGUGGAGCUGGAGCGAGCCCGGGACCCUUGACCCUUGUGUCUAGAUUCUUUGCUGAUAGUGGCCCAGAUUCGGAUUACCGUUCCUUCACUCAGCUACUUGCUGGUGCCAUUGCCUCGCCUCUCGCCAGACCCACUUUUAAUUUCGAUAACUCAGCUGAUAAUUACGCGAAAGGAGGAGAUGGGAGGGACAAGGAUUCUGGGUUUAAGCAGAGUAGGCCCAUGAAUUUGGUGGUUGCUGCUAACUCCCCAUUGUUCAUGGUACCACCUGGGUUGAGCCCCUCUGGGUUGUUGAAUUCCCCAGGCUUCUUUUCGCCUCCGAGUCCAUUUGGAAUGUCACACCAGCAAGCCUUAGCACAAGUCACUGCUCAAGCUGCAUUUGCUCAGUCUCAGUUUCCCAUGCAAGUUGAAUAUAAGCCUUCUUUAGUAUCAGCAGCCUCUACUGAGACACACACACAGUCAGUUGAGCCAUCGUAUAUAAAGUCUGAAGUGUCUCAACAGCAACAGCAGGCGGUGCCCUCAACUUCGGAGCAGAGAAGUUCAGCCAUGGAAUCAUCAGGGCCCUCCCAUUCUGAUAGGAAGUACCAACCUCCUCCUGCUGUUAGUGAUAAACCUGGAGAUGAUGGAUUCAACUGGCGAAAAUAUGGACAGAAACAGGUUAAGGGUAGUGAAUAUCCUCGAAGCUACUACAAGUGUACAUACUCGAAUUGCCCUGUUAAAAAGAAGGUUGAGCGGUCUCCAGACGGCCAGAUAACUGAGAUUAUAUACAAAGGGAUGCAUAACCAUGAAAUGCCUCAACCCAAUAAGCGUGCCAAAGAUAGUCAUGAUACAAAUGGACAUGCAAAUAAUCAGGUUAAGUCAGAAAUGAAUUCACAGAACAGGAAUGGUGGAAAUUUGCAGAGGCCAAAUGAAACUGGACAAUCCCAGCUGGGGCAUGAAAGGGAUCGUGAAUCUGCUCAAGGAGCACCUGUACAGGUACCAGGCUCGAGUGACAGUGAAGACUUAGUUGAUGCAGACGUCAGAGAAGAUGAGGGGAAUGCGGAUGAGCCAAAUGCGAAGAGAAGGAACAUAGAAGUUGGAACAUCUGAGGUGUCCUUGUCACACAAGACAGUCACAGAACCAAAAAUCAUCGUUCAAACAAGAAGUGAAGUUGACCUUUUAGACGAUGGCUACAGAUGGCGCAAGUAUGGCCAGAAAGUAGUCAAGGGCAAUCCUCAUCCGAGGAGCUAUUACAAAUGCACUAGCACGGGAUGCAACGUUCGCAAACAUGUUGAAAGAGCUUCUACCGACCCUAAAGCUGUCAUUACUACGUACGAGGGAAAGCAUAACCACGAUGUUCCUGCAGCUAGGAAUAGUAGCCACAAUACAGCUAACAAUAAUGCACAUAGUUAAAACCAGUCAAGGUUGUUGCUGAGAAGCUUACUAUAAACAAGGAUUAAAAACAAGUGCUUUUGCAGCAGCUGAAAGACGAGCAUAAUUACCGCGCAAGUUGAAUAGUCAAUUUCAAUCAACUAACAUGGGGGGAAAAUGAAGAAAUUUAGCAAAGAAAUGAGAUCACUUGACAGGUUUACAAGGGGUAAUAGUUGCUGAUUUGUAUGUUUCUUUCACCCUUUUUUGUAUUAUUAUUUACUUGUUUAUGCACAGGGUCAGGCACAAUACCCUGCUCGAGGUCUUGUACAUUAUACACUAUGAAAUGUUGUUUAUAUUAUUAUUAUUAUUACCCACUAGAAUGGGAGAUGGUUGUA
Messenger RNA from Humulus lupulus (European hop), 2039 nucleotides. Its product is annotated as probable WRKY transcription factor 3. NCBI's taxonomy places the organism in Eukaryota, Viridiplantae, Streptophyta, Magnoliopsida, Rosales, Cannabaceae. Gene Ontology annotation, molecular function: DNA-binding transcription factor activity; sequence-specific DNA binding. Gene Ontology annotation, biological process: regulation of DNA-templated transcription. The record is from RefSeq and is a predicted model, not a curated record. The transcript is spliced from 4 exons. The coding region runs from base 172 to 1686 and encodes 504 amino acids.